AUGGAGUCGUUCAGUUUUAAUCUGCAAGCAGAGAAAACAAACGCAAUCCUGAAACAUAGGAAACUCCAAAGAGUAACAACGUUGUUACGUCUGGUUGAAGUGUGUGUCGUUUUGGUGUUGAUUUCAAGACUUUCCAUGAAGCUACCAGUUGCAGGUUUAGGAAAAAACGUUCACGAAGAAACAGAGCAGGGUGAUAUCUACGAAAAGUUUGUACGAAAGCGCGAAGAAAAAGAAAGAAUAAGAAAAAAUGAUUGUAUUACAGUGGAAGAAGGUGAUAAUAGGGUAGUAGAGGAGGUGGAGAAAGUGAAAAGAGGGGUGAAGAAGGGUUAUUGUUAUAGGAGGUGUGAGAGUGAGGUAUUGAAGAAACGACGUCGUGUGUUGCGAAGGUGUGAGAGUGAGAAGAAGGAAAGGAAAAGUAUUGAAGGUGAAGAGGAAAUGGUUAUGAGGAUUUCGUAUCCUGAGGAUGAGAUGAGUAACGAGGAGUUUCGUAGGACUGUAGAAGCUUUUAUUGCUAAGCAACAGAGGAUUCGAAGGGGAGAAGACAAAGAUUAUUCUUAUUUGGUUUAG
Molecule: messenger RNA, 567 nt
Organism: Vicia faba (fava bean)
Lineage: Eukaryota; Viridiplantae; Streptophyta; Magnoliopsida; Fabales; Fabaceae
Source: the annotation of a GenBank genome assembly